AUGCAGGACAAGUUAGACAUCAAAAGGACAUUGGAAGAAGAAGCUAGGAAUAGCCAGUGGCUUGUUCUCUGGCUCGAUUGUGACAGAGAAGGGGAGAAUAUUGCAUUUGAGGUGGUAGAUGUCUGCACUGCUGUUAAUCACCGUCUGGUUAUAUGGAGGGCUCAUUUUUCUGCAUUAAAUGAGGGAGAUAUCUUGGCAUCGGUUCAAAAUCUUGUUCAACCCAAUAAAUUAUUUUCAGAUGCUGUCGACGCUAGGCAGGAAAUUGACCUUCGCAUAGGUGCCUCAUUUACUAGAUUUCAGACAAUGCUGCUGAAAGAUGCAUUUGUUCUGGAUUUUCCUGGGGAUGAUAGGAGUGUAGUCUUAAGUUAUGGACCCUGUCAGUUCCCUACUCUUGGGUUUAUUGUUGAACGAUAUUGGGAGAUACAAGCACAUGAGCCUGAAGAAUUCUGGACGAUUAAUUGUUCUCAUACUUCAGAUGAGGGCACUACUAUUUUCAAGUGGAUAUAUGACCGUUCAUUUGAUUACACAUGUGCUGUUGCAACCUAUGAGAUGUGCGUUGAAGAACCCACAGCAACUGUUAAAAACGUCAAGCAUGUAGAGGAGCUGAGGUAUCCUCCAUACCCAUUGAGUACAGUUCAACUCCUAAAACGCGCAUCAACAUAUUUGGGAAUGAGUUCUGAGCGCACUAUGAAGGUAGCUGAAGAGCUUUACAUGUCAGGAUUCAUUAGUUACCCUCGCACAGAGACAGAUAGUUUCUCGGCGAACAGUGACCUAAAGGUUAUGGUGAGGGAGCAAAUUGGACAUCCAACUUGGGGUUCAUAUGCUCAACUACUUUUGGACCCUCAAAGUAGGCUUUGGAGAAACCCUGGUAAUGGUGGUCAUGAUGACAAAGCACAUCCUCCAAUUCAUCCUACUAAGUUUUCUAGUGGUGAAUCAGGGUGGAGUCAAGACCAUAAUAGAUUGUAUGAGCUUGUUGUGCGCCAUUUCCUUGCUUGUGUUUCACAACCAGCUGUAGGGGCUAAAACUACAGUGGAGAUUGAUAUUGCUGGUGCACAGUUUUCUGCUUCUGGGCGUACAAUAUUAGCAAAAAAUUAUCUGGAUGUUUAUAAAUAUGAUUCAUGGGGUGCUUCUGUGAUUCCAGCUUAUGUUCUUGGACAACAGUUUCUCCCGACGACGCUAACACUUGAUUCAGGGUUGACAAGGCCACCUCCUCUCUUGAAAGAAGCUGAUCUGAUUGGCUGUAUGGAUAAGGCAGGCAUUGGAACAGAUGCCACUAUGCAAGACCACAUCAAAAAGUUACUUGAUCGACAUUAUGCCAGAAAAGAUCCGAAUACAUUUUUCUCACCAACAACACUUGGAGAAGCUCUAGUGAUGGGUUAUGAUGAUAUGGGGUAUGAACUUUGGAAACCAUAUCUUAGAUCUAAGAUGGAGGAGGACAUGAAGGAAGUUAGCAUAGGUACAAAGAGAAAAUCCGAAGUUCUGGAGAGUUGUUUACGGGAAGUGAAAGCAGUUUUCGUAGAUGCAAGGAGGCGAAAAGAAAACCUCUUAGAAGCAAUGGAACUUUUCUUUGAGAGGUCUAACAGACCUGCUGGUGAUGCACACAAUGGCGGAGAGGUUGUGCGGCGAUGCAAUGCAUGCCAUGAAUCUGAUAUGGUACUAAGGCGAAAACUGAAUGGAGGUUUAAUGGUUGGCUGCUUGAGUUUCCCACUUUGUAGGAACGUUGUGUGGCUCCCAGGAGCAACAGCUGAAGCUAUUGUAACCACCAACUUAUGCUCUUCUUGUGUUCCAGGACCUGUUUUCAAGAUUCAAUUUAAGUUUCGCCGGCUAGAGAUACCACCUAAUUAUGAUGUUGAUCAUUUGGGCUGCAUUGGUGGCUGUGAUGCUAUAUUGAGGGAGCUGAUAGAAAUUUGUGGGACGGGAUCGCGAAUGCCUUCCGGUUGCCCAGCAAGAGGACAAACGGCUGGUGAAACUCCGAACAGUACAAGAAGAGGAAACCUAGGACAGGAUGUAUGUCCACAUUGCAGGCAAACAGGGCAUUCAUCAAAUGAAUGCCCCUCUCAAGGUUCCCGUUCUCGUAGUGCUCAAUCUAGCAGAGUCCAGAACUCAAGAAAUAAUAUAGGUCAAAUCCCAUGCGAGUCAUGUGGAGCAUCAUGUCCAGUAAGAACAGCUGCAACAGAGCAGAAUAGAGGAAGGAAGUUCUUUUCCUGCCAAAACCAGGAGUGUGGUUUUUUUGUGUGGGAUGAUAAUUUAGGCAGUGGAGGAGCGCAAGGACGAGGAGGAUCUCGUGGAGGUCGCAGCAAUAGGGUAUCAUCAUCCGCUGCAAGAAGAGGCAGUGGUGGUCGUGGUGGCGGUGGCCGAGGACAGAGAGGAGGACGAAAUGAAGGCUCUACGUUUGUGUCAGCUACUGGUGAACCGCUAUCCGGGAGAUGUUUUGUUUGUGGUGAUCCUUCUCAUUUUGCAAAUGCUUGCCCAAAUAGAGGCAGGUGAAAUCUUCUCUCAUCAGAUUGAGGCAUUUGAUGCGAGAUCUGAUAGAUUGAAGAGGACUGGUGAAUUCUACUGUUAUAUCGUGUGGCAGGUAUAUUUGCUUGCUAAGUUAGAGUUGAAUAGACCUGUACAGAUAAAAUGAGGGAACUAAAUGAAAACAGCUGGUUCACUUGGUUUUAUUAA
Molecule: messenger RNA, 2667 nt
Organism: Asparagus officinalis (garden asparagus)
Lineage: Eukaryota; Viridiplantae; Streptophyta; Magnoliopsida; Asparagales; Asparagaceae
Product: DNA topoisomerase 3-alpha
Exons: 23
Coding region: 1-2487 (828 amino acids)
Biological process (GO): DNA topological change
Cellular component (GO): nucleus
Molecular function (GO): DNA topoisomerase type I (single strand cut, ATP-independent) activity; zinc ion binding; DNA binding
Source: RefSeq, a predicted model, not a curated record